This is a messenger RNA of Mercurialis annua (annual mercury), 2944 nucleotides long. RefSeq lists its product as uncharacterized. Gene Ontology annotation, cellular component: intracellular membrane-bounded organelle. The coding region runs from base 183 to 2600 and encodes 805 amino acids. The transcript has 15 exons. Gene Ontology annotation, biological process: autophagy. Lineage: Eukaryota; Viridiplantae; Streptophyta; Magnoliopsida; Malpighiales; Euphorbiaceae. The record is from RefSeq and is a predicted model, not a curated record. Gene Ontology annotation, molecular function: protein binding.
AGCUUAAGCUUCAUGUUUUAGGUUUUCUCAGAAUCACACACCACCAACAAACCCACGCUCUUCGAGACUGACUCGAUCUAUCAGAAUCAAUCAAAUUAGGGUUCAUAUAAUUCCCCAAUUUUUUAUAACAAUUAAUGGACCGUCAAAAACUGUAAUUCGCAUUGAUCUGAUUCCUGACGUUUAUGAACUUCAAUUAUCAUCAAAUCAAGGAAAUGACAGGUCGUUCGGUGCCGAAGAAUGGAAAUUCUGUACAGAAAUCACAUGCUUCUACUAGUCAUCCUAUAAGAAGUGGUAGAAAUGCGUUGUGUUUGUUAGUUCGGAGAGAGAUUUGUCCGAAAACAAAGCAUGUGCCGAAGAGGCGGUGGGGAGAUGCUGCUUCUCAAUGGAAUAAUAAUGUUAACAAGAAUCGUCAUAGUAAUAGUGCUAAUUCGUCGUCUAUACCAAGAAGUGAGCCAGAAAGAGAUGCGAAACGUGGACUUAUUUCAUGGGUUGAAGCGGAGUCAUUGCGGCAUUUAUCUGCUAAGUACUGUCCGUUGGUGCCUCCUCCAAGGUCAACUAUUGCAGCUGCAUUUAGUCCUGAUGGAAGAACACUUGCUUCUACUCAUGGCGAUCAUACUGUGAAGAUAAUUGACUGUCAGACAGGAAACUGCAUAAAAGUGCUGAGUGGUCAUCGGAGGACUCCUUGGGUGGUUAGGUUCCAUCCGUUACAUCCUCAAAUUCUUGCAAGUGGGAGCUUAGAUUUUGAGGUUCGCUUAUGGGAUGCAAACACAGCAGAGUGUAUUGGAUCUCGUGAUUUCUACCGUCCUAUUGCUUCUAUUGCUUUUCAUGCCGAAGGGGAAAUGCUUGCAGUUGCAUCAGGUCACAAGUUGUACAUAUGGAACUACAACAAGAACGGGGAGGCAUCCUCGCCAGCUAUCGUAUUGAAGACGAGGCGUUCUCUUCGAGCAGUGCAUUUUCAUCCGCGUGCAGCGCCAUUUCUCUUGACUGCUGAGGUCAAUGAUCUUGACUCUUCAGAUUCUUGUAUGACGCGGGCAACAUCUCUAGGCUACCUAAAAUAUCCUCCUCCAGCUGUAUUUGUAGCAAAUGUUCAGUCCAGUGAUCGAGUUAGUUUGGCUGCUGAAGUGCCUGUUAUGUCUUUGCCUUUCUUCUUGAUGCCUGGAAUCUCUGUAGAUGAUAUUAGAACAGGAGCUAAUAGACAUGCCAGUUCAAGCAUAAUACAAGGGGAGUCUUCUGGCUCAAGACAGUUGCAAACAGAUGCAAAUGCUGGAGAGAAGUAUGAUACUUUCGUAUCUCCCAUGGAGACAUCUCCUGCAGUUGCAUCGAGUUCACAUCCCAGAACAGAAGGUACCACAUUAGAUGCUAUGGAUACUGAUGAUAUACAGCCUGUAAGAGGGAACUUGCACGGAAACUAUACUGACCCAGAAGCUGCCAUGGGUGGCGUGCCUGGAAAUAUUUCAGCUAGGCAGCAAUCUACAGAGUCUGGGCAGCUUCACGAGUUCUUACCUUCUAGAGACCCAACUUGGUGGGAGCUACGCUUUUUUCAAGGAUGGUUAAUGGGUCAAAGUCAAGCUGGUGUUCCAUCAACGCUUCCUCUUAAUGUCGGUAGUCGUGAACAUCCAGCCCCUUAUAGUGGUUCCCCCACAUUAUCUAACUUAUCUAGUCAAAACAUGGAGGCUGCAAUGGCUAAUUUAGCAAUGCCUGCUAGCACUAACAUGUCGGGGGUUUCUGGGAGAUCUGGCUUACCACAUCAAAUCUCACGCUUCCGUGUCCCUGUGGAGACUAUGGCUCCUAUUAAUACACUAAAUGAUAAUACCGAUACUCAGCCCUUAUAUAACAGAAUCCAGUCUGAAAUUGCCACAUCACUAGCUGCUGCUGCUGCAGAGUUACCUUGUACUGUGAAGCUUAGGGUGUGGCCACACAACGUGGAACAUCCUUGUGCCCCACUAAAUGCAGAAAAAUGUCGAUUAACUAUACCUCAUGCUGUGCUAUGUAGUGAAAUGGGUGCUCAUUUUUCACCUUGUGGACGAUAUUUAGCUGCUUGCGUUGCUUGCAUGCUGCCUAAUAUGGAGGCUGACUCUCCAUUACAGACAUUAGUUCAUCACGACUCUGGGGCUGCAACUUCACCUACUCGACACCCAACAUCAGCACACCAAGUUAUGUAUGAGCUUCGUAUAUAUUCGCUAGAGGAGUCAACGUUCGGUUCAGUGCUUGUAUCACGAGCAAUUAGAGCUGCUCACUGCUUGACUUCCAUACAGUUCUCACCUACUUCUGAGCAUAUAUUACUGGCUUAUGGGCGACGUCAUGGAUCCCUUCUCAAAAGCAUUGUUAUUGAUGGGGAAACAACAUCUCCUAUUUAUACUGUUCUUGAGGUUUACAGAGUUUCAGAUAUGGAACUUGUGAGAGUUCUUCCUAGUGCAGAGGAUGAGGUCAAUGUUGCUUGCUUUCAUCCUUUUGCUGGGGGUGGUCUUGUUUAUGGAACUAAGGAAGGGAAACUCAGGGUCCUCCAAUACGACGGUGCGCACGGAGGGAAUUGCACUGCUCCAAGUUAUUACCCAGAAGAUAAUUUGGCCCAGGUCCACACAUAUGCUCAGGAAGGUUGAAAAACUUGGUAUCUCACUAUGAAAUUGUGAGCCGUGAACUGCACUCAUGAGUCAAGAUAGUACGAAUACCAGCUUACGGAUUCAGUUUGGUAGAUCAAUAGUUUCACGGUUCGCCAAUUUUCUACAUUGUUUGCCUCUGUAGAGCAUGGAGAAGGAAGGAAUUUAACAGCGGGUGCAAGUUCGAUUACGUUUAACCAUGACUAUGGUUUUGAACCAGAUGCGACUAACUCAUGGGUUUUUCACUUAAAAAAUCCCCCUCUGGCAAAUAAAUCUAAAAAAUGUAUAAUUUAUUUGCUGCAAUGUAAAAUAUCAUGUAUACUAAUAUAAAUUUGCUUCUUUCCUCA